Salvia splendens (bonfire salvia) is the source of this 1235-nucleotide messenger RNA. RefSeq names its product probable protein phosphatase 2C 24. Bases 45 to 1076 code for a protein of 343 amino acids. Gene Ontology annotation, biological process: protein dephosphorylation. Gene Ontology annotation, molecular function: cation binding; protein serine/threonine phosphatase activity. The transcript has 4 exons. The record is from RefSeq and is a predicted model, not a curated record. Lineage: Eukaryota; Viridiplantae; Streptophyta; Magnoliopsida; Lamiales; Lamiaceae.
UUCAUUUUCAUUUUCAGUUUUAUGCUCUCUUCUCAAUCGAAGGGAUGGCAGAGAUCUGUUGCGAGAGCGAGGGUUCGUGCGAGACUAACAGCAGAGCCGCGCGGAGACGGAGGAUGGAGCUACGCCGCGUCAGAGUGGACCUCACCGUUAAACGACGUCGUCUCCAACUCCAAUUCCAACUCUCCUCCCCUACAGAUUGCGAGAAUAAGAAGGAUAUUCUCCCCAAAUUCGGAUUCGCCUCCGUUUGUGGACGCCGCCGAGACAUGGAGGACGCCGUCGCCAGUCAUCCUUCCUUUUGCCGGAAUUUCUCCGACGACGAUUUUUCCGCCGGCCUACACUACUUUGGCGUCUACGACGGCCACGGAUGCUCUCAUGUAGCUACGAAAUGCAAGGAGAGAUUGCACGAGAUGGUGAAGGAAGAGUUAGUCUUCGGAGAAGAUCGCGACAGCAGCGACUGGUGGAAGCGCGUGAUGGAGCGAAGCUUCAGGCGCAUGGACAAAGAGGCGGUUGCAUGGGAUGAGAGCGCUGCGACUGCGAGCUGCCGGUGCGAGCUGCAGACGCCCGAGUGCGACGCGGUGGGGUCCACGGCGGUGGUUGCUGUGGUCAGUCCGUGCAAUAUAGUGGUGGCUAAUUGCGGUGAUUCGAGGGCGGUGCUGUGCCGGAGCGGCAAGGCUAUUCCACUUUCCACCGACCACAAACCUGACCGGCCGGACGAGAUGAACCGGAUACAGGCUGCCGGUGGCCGAGUCAUAUUUUGGGAGGGUGCUCGGGUUCUUGGUGUUCUUGCCAUGUCCAGGGCUAUUGGCGAUAAUUAUUUGAAGCCAUACGUAAGCUGUGAGCCGGAGGUGACGAUAACAGAGCGGAAUGAAGAGGACGAGUGCCUAAUACUAGCUAGCGAUGGGCUGUGGGAUGUGGUGUCCAACGACACGGCCUGCGGGGUGGCGAGGAUGUGCCUGAAGGGGAAGGAAGGCAGCUCGGACAAGGCGUGCAAUGACGCAUCCAUGCUGCUAACUAAGCUGGCUCUCGCGCGGAGGAGUGCGGACAACGUUACUGUACUUGUUAUUGAUCUAACCUAGCGAUCCACCUCUAAAAUUACUCACUUCUUCUCUUUUUGGGUUUAGUUUUUGGUGUAAACGAUGGACUUACUUGUUUGGGUUAUAAUUGUUGGGCAUCUCAAUCUACUUUCACGAUUUUCUUUACUUAAUCAAUGUGUAUGUAUAUAGUGCGCUCACCUU